This is a messenger RNA of Rhizopus microsporus ATCC 52813, 1792 nucleotides long. RefSeq names its product srp54-like protein. Bases 12 to 1529 code for a protein of 505 amino acids. Lineage: Eukaryota; Fungi; Mucoromycota; Mucoromycetes; Mucorales; Rhizopodaceae. Gene Ontology annotation, cellular component: cytosol; signal recognition particle, endoplasmic reticulum targeting. Gene Ontology annotation, molecular function: endoplasmic reticulum signal sequence receptor activity; ATP hydrolysis activity; GTP binding. The transcript is spliced from 8 exons. Gene Ontology annotation, biological process: SRP-dependent cotranslational protein targeting to membrane; SRP-dependent cotranslational protein targeting to membrane, translocation. The record is from RefSeq and is a predicted model, not a curated record.
AAUAUAUUAAAAUGGUUUUAGCAGACUUGGGUCGUAAGAUCAACUCGGCCCUUACAGAGUUUACCAAAGCACCUGUUGUCGAUGAAAAGGUGUUGGAUUCCUUAAUCAAAGAAAUUUGUGCUGCAUUACUUGCUUCCGAUGUGAAUGUAAUGCUUGUGCAAAAGCUUCGUGCAAAUAUAAAAAAGAAUGUUAACCUUGAUGAACUUGCCAGCAGUACAAAUAAGCGACGACUGAUUGAAAAGGCUGUUAUGGAUGAACUAUACCAACUUGUCGAUCCACAAGUCGAGCCUUAUAAACCCGUGAAACGCAAAAGCAAUAUAUUUAUGAUGGUCGGUCUUCAAGGUGCGGGUAAAACGACAACAUGUACAAAGAUCGCAGCAUUCUAUCAGCGUAAAGGUUGGAAAGUUGCCCUUGUGUGUGCUGAUACAUUCCGUGCUGGUGCAUUUGAUCAGUUGAAACAAAAUGCGACAAAGGCAAAGAUCCCAUACUAUGGUAGCUAUACCGAGACUGACCCAGUGACUAUUGCUACUGAGGGUGUAGAAAAGUUCAAGGCAGAAAAAUUCGAAAUUAUCAUUGUCGAUACCUCAGGAAGACACAAACAAGAGGCCGAAUUGUUUGAAGAAAUGAAGCAGAUUUCUGCUGCAGUGAAACCAGAUACGACGAUCUUUGUCAUGGAUGGUACCAUUGGUCAAGCUGCUGAAUCACAAGCUAAAGCAUUCAAGGAAGCUGCGGGUUUUGGUUCAAUCAUUAUCACCAAGAUGGACGGCCACGCAAAGGGUGGUGGUGCCAUUUCUGCAGUUGCUGCAACGAAAAGUCCCAUUAUCUUCCUUGGUGUGGGUGAACAUCUUCAGGAUAUGGAUCGUUUUGAGCCUAAAUCAUUUAUAAGAAAGGUGCUUGGUGUACAAGAUAUGCGUGAUGUCAUUGAACAUGUGCAGGAUACUAUCAACUUGAAUGACAAUAAAAAGCUUAUGAAGAAUAUAGAAAAAGGACAAUAUUCACUUCGCGACAUGUAUGAACAAUUUCAACAAAUAGCAAAGAUGGGGCCUCUUUCAAAGAUCAUGGGCGCCAUACCCGGUAUGCCUACUGAAAUGUUAGCAGGAGCAGAUCAGGAAGGAGGCAAGAGAAUCAAGCGUAUGAUGUGUAUUAUGGAUAGUAUGACAGACGAAGAACUUGAUGGUGAUGAUAAACCCUUCAAGGAUAUGAAGAGAGUGGUUAGAGUAGCUCGUGGAUCGGGUACAACUGUGUGUGAAGUUCAAGAAAUCCUGUUUCAAUACACAAAGUUUGCAGAGAUGGUAAAAUCGAUUGGAGGCAAAAAUGGAUUAAUGCAGAAUAUGCAAAAUAUGAAUAUGGAUCCAAGAAAGAUGAAUUCGAUUGCGGAAAUGGCCAAAUCCUUUGGCUUAAACGCAAAUCAAAAAGACUUGUUAAAUGCUGCAAAACAGAUGGGAAAUAUGUUUGGUGGUGGUCGUGGCCGUGGAGGAGGAGGAGGCAUGCCAAAUAUGGCAGAUUUGAUGAAGGCAAUGAAAUUUUAAUAAAACUAUCACCCAUUAGAUGUAGAAUGUCUUAUUCUUUCAAAAAUAUGAUGUGUAAUUGAUCAAGGGAAAACUGCGAGUUCUCUUAUAUUUAAAACAGCAGCUAUAUGGCUAUAAUUUUUGUAUAGCUCUAUUGUUGCUCUUACUGCAAUUCUGAUGUUGUCUGCAGAUAGUUUUGAGAACUUGAAGCAUAUCCAGGCUUAUACUGUUUGUAGUUCUGGAUGAAAGGUUUGUUGUUGAUACUAUUGUUCGGAUAUUAGCAG